Molecule: messenger RNA, 1404 nt
Organism: Ruditapes philippinarum (Manila clam)
Lineage: Eukaryota; Metazoa; Mollusca; Bivalvia; Venerida; Veneridae
Product: S-adenosylmethionine-dependent methyltransferase Rv2258c-like
Exons: 5
Coding region: 109-1167 (352 amino acids)
Source: RefSeq, a predicted model, not a curated record
CGUAAACCUUAAAGGUUAAAAUCUAGUUCGUAUCGAAAAUUGUCCACUGCACAAAAAAGAUUACACUUUCAAAAAACAGUGAAACAAAACAGGCUGUCAUUCAGGAAGAUGAAUAAAGAAGCAUUUGGCAAAUAUUUUACUGGCAUAUACCAGGAUGGAAUGAUAAUGUUGUCAAUUGGUUUAGGGCAUGAUCUUGGACUAUUUAAAGUUCUUUGUGAAGCUACAAAGCCCAUAAGUCUUGAAGAAGUAGCAAAGACAUUGGAUCUGAAAGAAAGAUACACACAGGAAUGGUUAUCCACCAUGGUUGCAGCUGGAAUUAUACUACAGGACAGAGAUUCAAACCUGUACACAGUUCCUGAAGAUUAUAAGCAGACCAUUAUGUCAAAUAUGGGCUUUGCACCAAUUUUGUUUACAUUAGGGAAAAGGUCGGAUAAAGUGAAAGAAUGCUUCAAAAAGGAUGGUCCUUAUGGGAUAAGUUACCAGGACGAAGAAGCUACUGGCUGGUUUGACUGGUUUGAUGGAUACCGGUCAUUGAUGGUUGAAGGUGCAAUAGACAAGGAAGUUUUACCAUUACUAACACAGCAAGGGGUUGUUCCUAAUCUUGAAUCUGGCAUCAAAGUGCUUGACGUUGGUUGUGGCUCUGGUAACUUUACAAAUCUUCUAGCCGAAAGAUUUCCAAAAUCAACAUUUACUGGGUUGGAUUAUUCGGAAGUUGCAAUAGAAAAGGCCAAUAAAAUUAAAGCUAAGAAGGGAUUAACUAAUAUUACAUUCACUACAGGUGAUGCACACAAUUUAACAGAAGACUGGACUGAAAGUUUUGACUUUGUGUUUGUUUACGAUGUAUUGCACGACUUACCAGAUCCUCAUAAAGCUUUGACACAAAUUUACAAAGUGUUGAAGAAAGGUGCCCGUUUUAGUCUCAUAGAGAUUGGUUUCCAUAGCAACCCACUCGACAAUGCCGGUGAUAAAAGUGCAGCUAUGUACUAUUCAGCUAGUUCUUUCAUUUGCCUACAGUCUAGUAUGUCAGCUCCUCCACAUAUUGGGUAUGGGGCAUGUUGGGGAAGGGAAAAGAUUGAAAAGGCUUUAAUAGAUGCUCAAUUUCAAAUUGAAGGCUCAUCGCCAAUUAUUGUGAUGGGUACAAAGACAUUUUUCCUUUGUACAAAAUAGGCAUGUAUGGCAAACAAACUGUCUUGAAUUAUAAAGCAUAAUCAUUAAAAUUGGAAAGGGUUUUUUUAUUAUAAAAUACUUUGUACAGUUAUAAUAAUUAUCAAAUUGUUUUUAGCGACAUGUACAAUGAAUAAUCAAGUAUGUAAACAUAUGAAAAAUUGUUAUCAGUAGUGAAUUCAGGCUUAGACUUCAGAGCUGUAGCCCUCAGCUUGGUCAGAGGAUAAAUUUUCAAGCUGG